UGGUGGUAGUGGUGGUGGUGGUGAUGUGCUGGAGCAAGUGUUCCCUCCAGGCUCACUGGAUGCCAGCUCUAGCAUGUUCCUAUCGUAAACUGCGGCGCGAGUUGGAGGCAGCUGUGCGUGACAGGCAUCUUUGAAGCACGAAAUUACGAUGCCAUCCCCGAUGGAGGGAUCUUCCAGAGAAGGUGACCUGUUUACUGUGAAACAUGAGCUGAAACAUGCCAACCUUACGGGCCAUGUAGAGAGAGUGGGCAUUGAAAACUUUGAGCUAUUAAAGGUGCUGGGCACAGGAGCAUAUGGCAAAGUGUUCCUGGUCAGGAAAGUGAGCGGCCAUGAUGCGGGAAAUCUGUACGCCAUGAAGGUGCUGAAGAAGGCCACGAUUGUACAAAAGGCGAAGACUGCGGAACACACGCGCUCAGAGAGGCAAGUGCUGGAGCACAUCCGCCAGUCUCCGUUCCUCGUCACACUUCACUACGCCUUUCAGACGGAUACGAAGCUCCACCUCAUUCUCGAUUAUGUAAAUGGCGGAGAGCUCUUCACCCAUUUAGUUCAGAGGGUGCGAUUUAAGGAGCAAGAAGUGGCCCUCUACAGUGGAGAGAUAGUGUUGGCACUGGAGCAUCUACACAAGCUUGGCAUCGUUUAUCGGGACCUAAAACUUGAAAAUAUUCUACUGGAUUCAAAUGGUCACAUAGUUCUCACAGACUUUGGCCUCAGUAAGGAGUUUGAUCAGGUGGACAGGGCUUUCUCUGUCUGCGGCACCAUUGAAUAUAUGGCGCCAGAGAUUGUGGAGGGAGGAGAGUCUGGACAUGACAAGGCAGUGGACUGGUGGAGCCUUGGCGUGCUGAUGUACGAGCUUUUGACUGGCGGAUCGCCCUUCACUGUUGACGGUCAUGAGAACUCUCACACAGAUAUUGCCAAGAGGAUUUCAAAGAAGGAUCCUCCUUUUCCCAAAGAUAUGGGACCGCUUGCCAAAGACCUCAUCCAGCGACUCCUCAUCAAAGAUCCAAAGAAGAGAUUAGGUUCUGGUCCUAAUGGAGCAGGGAAUGUAAAGAAACACCCAUUUUACCAGAAAAUUAACUGGGAGGACUUGGCUGCCAAAAAGGUGCCCGCCCCAUUCAAGCCAGUGAUUCGGGAUGAGCUGGACGUCAGCAACUUUGCGGACGAGUUCACGGAGAUGGACCCGACCUACUCCCCAGCAGCCCUGCCUCAGAACUGUGACCGCAUUUUCCAGGGCUACUCUUUCAUGGCCCCCUCCAUCCUGUUCAAAAGGAAUGUGGUGAUGGACGACCCUGUCCAGCUGUGUGGGGGCUCAGAGAGGCCAGGCUCUGCUGCGGUGGCCCGCAGCGCCAUGAUGAAGGACUCGCCCUUCUAUAUGAGUUAUGAGAUGGACCUGAAGGACAGCGCUCUGGGAGAAGGCAGCUUCUCAAUCUGCAGACGCUGCACGCACAAGAAGACCGGGCAGAAAUACGCCGUCAAAAUUGUCAGCAAGAGAAUGGAAGCACAGACCCAGCGGGAAAUAGCGGCGCUGAAACUCUGCGACGGUCACCCCAACAUUGUCAAGUUACAUGAAAUUUACCACGACCAGCUGCACACGUACCUGGUGCUGGAGCUGCUCGGUGGAGGGGAGCUCUUGGAGAGGAUUCGCCGAAAGCAACAUUUCAGCGAAACCGAGGCCAGCCGCAUCAUGCGCAAACUGGUGUCUGCCGUCAGCCACAUGCACGAUGUAGGAGUGGUGCAUAGGGACCUUAAACCGGAGAAUCUGCUCUUCACAGACGAGAGCGAGAACUCCGAGAUCAAAAUCAUAGACUUUGGCUUUGCCCGCCUCAAGCCGCCAGACAAUCAGCUCCUGAAGACGCCGUGCUUCACGCUGCAGUACGCCGCGCCAGAGAUACUCAAAUACGACGGUUAUGAUGAGUCCUGUGACCUCUGGAGUCUGGGGGUCAUUCUGUACACCAUGUUGUCCGGUCAGGUGCCUUUCCAGUGUCAGGAGAAGAGCCUGACCCACACCAGCGCUGAGGAGAUCAUGAAGAAAAUCAAACAGGGGGACUUCUCUUUUGAAGGAGAAGCCUGGAGGAAUGUGUCGCAGCAGGCCAAAGACCUGAUACAAGAGCUGCUGACAGUGGACCCAAACAAGCGGAUUAAAAUGUGUGGUCUGCGUUACAAUGCCUGGCUCCAGGACGACAGCCAGCUGUCCUCCAACCCACUCAUGACCCCGGACAUUCUGGGCUCUUCCACCGCCUCUGUGCACACUUACGUCAAAGCUACCUUUCAUGCAUUUAACAAAUGUAAGCGGGAAGGUUUCCGCCUGCAGACGGUGGACAAGGCGCCACUCGCCAAGAGGAGGAAGAUGAAGAAGACGAGCACCAGCACAGAGACGCGCAGCAGUUCCAGCGAGAGCACCCACUCCUCGUCCUCGUCCUCCCAGUCUCAGGAGAAAGCGUCCCCAGGGGCCGACGCCGGUCUGCGGCCUCCCAACAGCACUCCUCCUCUCACCACACCUGUCCACACACCCGUGGCACUGGGAACAGACUCCGCGCCACCGGCCUUUCACUUCUCAGAGGGAGAGUGAGAGGGAGAAACCAAGAGAUUCCCGACUGUUUUGCAAACAGGAGUAAAGGCUCAGACCGGAGUAGAGACAACUCUCUUCCCUUUACCCUCCGUCGUCCCCCGUCCCCCCCGGCAACCUCCCUGCCUCUGGCUCAAUUGCAUGGACGUCUGCACGUCUCCGAAAUACCAAGCAUGCAGCAGGAGCAGCAACCGUCGCCUCAACAUCAAGUCAAUUAGCCGCCACUAGCAAUAGCCUGUUCAUUUUCUUUCUCCGUCACCGUCACACACACACACACACAGGCAGACCGUCUCAAUCAGGGACUGGACCAGGGAAAAAGUUGUCACCGAUGUCCAAAAAUGAAAAGGGCUGCACUUACUGCCACAGGUCCGGACAGACGGCAGUGUUUGUCGACGCCUCCAGAGCUUGUUUUUCCUAUAAAAAAAAAAAAAGGGAAAAGUCUUAGUGUUUACAUCACGGACGCUUUGUAUUAUAUUUGUCAAAGGGAGGAAAAAGGAAAUUUAACUGCAGCGUAACCACGUGGGUCCACUUUCCCGGGGAGAAGACUCUGCAAGAUGGAGCCGGGUAUUUAUAUGUGAAUUUUACAGACUGAAAUGUAUUUAUGAUAAUAAGCUAUAUUGUUAACUUAUUUAUGGUUCAGAUGGAUCUGAAAAGAAAUAAUAAUGGAUAGAGUAGUAUGUUUUUUUGUGUCUCUCUGUCGUCGUCGUCGCACAUCAACGCUUCUAGUUCGAGACUAACGCCCGUAUGCUGAAUUUCAGUUAAACAGAAACAAACACACAAAAAAAAACAGCCAAAAUCCUUAUGGUUAAGGAUUAAAGAAAAGUGUUAGCAUCUUUUUGUAAGAAAAACAACGUGGGUGUAUUAUGUUCUGCUAAAUCUGGGGUUUUAUUGUUGUGUGGGGGAAACUUGCUGCCUGCGGGGAUGUGACCCAACAAGAAGAGCUAUAUUUAGAUCUCGCUCUGCCUCUGAUGUGGGAGUGAGACAACUUUGAGAGCCGCAGCUGCUGCUGCUCCACACUGCCUGAUCCUUGAUUUGGGACUGAGACCAGCGGUGGAUUUGCGCACUUGUGUCGUAUAUAAAACGCUAUUAAUUGUCUCACGACGGCCAAUUGGAUUAGGAGGAUCUCCAGAUCGGCUUAGCGUGUCGAGAGUUUACAGAGAUCCUCCGCGAUGUCAAGAGAGCGGCUUCCCUUUUUUCAAAUAUAGCAAGAUUAAAUAACGGGAGGGGAAAAGAAAAAAGGAAAAGUUUUACUGUACGUGCCAAAAAAAUCAGGUAAGAUUCAGUGUUGUGGUAAAAGUCGCCACCUGGAGUCUUAAGACUAACCCUUUAUGAAAACAUCAGGUUUGUGAGGACAGACCUUUAAAAACAAACAUUUUGUUCACUUUAAACACUGUCCCUUGCUCCUAUCUACUGUGUUUUAUUUCCCACGUGACUGAAAAUGGAAAUCUGCAUAAUGUGAACCAAAACAUCAGCUUCUUACUCUUUUUUCUUUCUUUUUUUUUUCUUUCUUUCUUGAUUUAUUGCGAGUUUAGUCACUUGCAUACUUAAAUGUCCCUGAUUUCAUGCAGGAUUUUAAAGGGUUUUUUUACACUUAAGUGUAAUGGAGGGGGACUGAUUUGGGUGAAACACCCUAAUCAUGAUCUCUCUGACUUGUAUUGUGAUAACUUCAGCACUUAUCAGGCUGUAUCGACUGAACUUUGGGGCUGGAGCGUCCUCCGUGGAACCAAAAUAUCAAAAUAUGGACUUUGGAAAAGUGAUCAUUAAAGAUUGAAUAUAAAACAAUAUUGACUUAAAACAAGAGCAUUAUAGCGUGAGACGCUACUCUAAAGUGAGGGUGAGAGAUUGAAGCGCUUAGCUGGCAGAGAACAGUCAAAACUAAUUUAUUUGUUCAGCCCAAAAUAAAAAAAACAAACAUUUCUUUAAUGGCCUGAAUAUCGUAGAUGACGUUACAAGACUGUGUGAUUUUAAAGGCUCUGUUGACUGUUCUGCUUUUGCACGUAUGUGUUGAUCUGUAUCCAUGAUAGAAUUUUGAAAAUACUGUGUUCGGUUGUACAAAUAUUUUUUCAUGUUUUUAUGUGAAUUUGCUUCUUUUUUCUUUUUUUUUUACCCCUCAAGAUGCACAUUCUUGUGUUCAACACGUUCAAACACACACUCAUCUUCUUCCAUUUGAAUGCACUCUGAAUCGGAACCAAAGCAUUAACUGUCGACGCGGCUGCUCCGAGCUGCGCGGGAUAUUUAUUUUGAUGCAAAAUAUGCAAACGCUUUCGUUGUCAUCUAUUUAUGUUGUGAUUUUGUCUCGUUUUGAGGAUACGCGCGGGAUUUUGUCUCCGAUUCCUGACAAAAUCGUCUUAUUUAAAUAUCCGGCACAUUACCAUGCUUACAACUAUGCAUCUCUUCUCACUUUUGCCAUUUAAA
Solea senegalensis (Senegalese sole) is the source of this 4978-nucleotide messenger RNA. RefSeq names its product ribosomal protein S6 kinase, polypeptide 5 (gene rps6ka5). Lineage: Eukaryota; Metazoa; Chordata; Actinopteri; Pleuronectiformes; Soleidae. The transcript is spliced from 18 exons. Bases 149 to 2566 code for a protein of 805 amino acids. The record is from RefSeq and is a predicted model, not a curated record. Gene Ontology annotation, biological process: protein phosphorylation; intracellular signal transduction; regulation of DNA-templated transcription. Gene Ontology annotation, molecular function: protein serine/threonine kinase activity; magnesium ion binding; ATP binding.